CCGACCCUCACUAAUGGAGCCUGGAGACAAAAAUAACCGUGUGUGUGUGUGAGUGAGUGAGUGAUCGCUGUGCUAUGUCUCCGUCCAGGGUGUGCUCUAAUAAUAGAGAAGGCUGCCUGCUCCUUUAAGAGACCGCUUGUUGCAUAGUCGACAAAAUAAAUUGUAGCAAAAUGGUCAUUAAAGUUUUCCUCGCGUCUUCGUCGGGAUCCACAGCGAUCAAGAAGAAGCAGCAAGAUGUGGUUGGCUUCUUGGAGGCUCUUAAAGUUGACUACACUCCACUGGACAUCGCGUGCAAUGAGGACAACCGCAUGUGGAUGAGGCAGAACGUCCCUGAGGACAAGAAGCCAGCCAACGGCAUCCCCCUCCCCCCACAAAUCUUCAACGAAGAGAGUUAUUGUGGGGACUACGACACAUUCUUUGAUGCCAAAGAGGACAAUUUAGUGUACACCUUCCUGGGGUUGCCCCCUCCUCCUGGGUCAAAGGAAGCAGAGCAAGCUGACAAGGAUAACAUUGUGGAGAAUGGCACCCAUGCUGAGGAAAACCUUGACGACACAAUAGUUCCAGUGGAGGAUCGUAAUGGGGAUUCAAAUAAAGAGGUGAAGCAGGCCACUGAUGAGAAUGAAGAAGGUGAGGGUGAUGAGGAGGAACAGGAGGGGGCAGCAAAGGAAGAGACUGCAGAAUCGGUAGGAGACGAAGCCCCCACAGUGAAGGAGGAGGAGGAAGCAGCAGUGGAAGAAACAGACGAGGUCACAGAAGACACUGAGGGCCAAGCAGAAGAGGAAGAAGAGCAGGAGGAAGAGGAUUUGCAGUCAGAGGAGGAAGAAGAGCUACGACAGCUUGAGGAGGAAGAAGAGGCUGAAGUGCAAGAGGAAGAAGAGGCGGAGUAGUUGAAGCUGAGCGAUGCUGAUGAUGUCGAUUUACUGCUCUCCAGCCCGAAGGAGCCUCCCGUUCCAUCUCUUCCUGACCCUUGACACUUGGCCCGCCCCCCUCAGCCCCAUCAGAAAGCCCCUCUACGUCUCCGCAAAGCAGCACAUGACCCUACUGGAAACCACUGGUCAUGUGCUUGAAGGCUCCAUCCCAGCUGAAAACGCCUAACCCACAUUUGCCUUACACCCUUCCCUGUUGACUGCAAUGUUGACUUAAUUUUUAUAUUUUGCGUGUACAGACAUACUGUAAUGAAAAACGAGCAGAGUAGCCUAGCGGUGUUGGUUUGGUUGUUUGCCAUGAGCAGCUUUUUGUAAAAUGCACAGUGGUUUUGUUAAACUCAGACCCUUUUCCCAUGUUGUACUUGUAGAAGUUCUAGUUUUCUAACACAAAAGGCCGACGACCUAUGAAGGAAAAAAAAAGGAGGAAAUCCUGGCAUAUCCUAGCUUGUGACUCCUGGCUUGUAGAUUCAAAGUGUCAUAAGUCACUCUCUUUCAUAACAGUUCUGUUCUUGUGCUCCUAACUUCAUGCCUUAUCUAACGGCGAGUGUGUAAAUUCAAACUGCGACUUCUAAUGGCAGCGAGAAAGGAAAUAGACACAUGCUGCAAGACUGCAAACCCCUCCACCACCGCCACAGCUACUUCUGCCAGAAAUGCUGUCUAAUCAAUGCACUUUGUUGAACGAAGAGUGAGAUGUGGCUGAGAUGUUGGAAAUGAAAAUAAAGUGGACUCGUAAAAAC
Messenger RNA from Pundamilia nyererei, 1663 nucleotides. RefSeq names its product SH3 domain binding glutamate-rich protein (gene sh3bgr). The coding region runs from base 171 to 887 and encodes 238 amino acids. The record is from RefSeq and is a predicted model, not a curated record. The transcript is spliced from 11 exons. Lineage: Eukaryota; Metazoa; Chordata; Actinopteri; Cichliformes; Cichlidae. Gene Ontology annotation, cellular component: cytoplasm.